This is a messenger RNA of Pogoniulus pusillus (Red-fronted tinkerbird), 2003 nucleotides long. RefSeq names its product clarin 2 (gene CLRN2). The transcript has 3 exons. The coding region runs from base 894 to 1592 and encodes 232 amino acids. The record is from RefSeq and is a predicted model, not a curated record. NCBI's taxonomy places the organism in Eukaryota, Metazoa, Chordata, Aves, Piciformes, Lybiidae.
UACCUGUCCCCAGCGAUGCUGCUAGGAAUAAUUAAUUAGUGUAUAUAAAGGUCUCUGCGGGCCUUGAGCAGCAGUAACCGUAGAAGCAUUGGCAAUUCUGUCCGGUUUUGUUUCGUACUCCCGGCUCGCACCUGUAGCUUGAAUUACGCUGCUUGCUUCAGCCUCUGAAGCCGGGCUCCGCCGCUCGCUCGGCAGCUACGGCCAGGCCACCCCGGGCUGCGAGUUGCUGCGUGCGGCCCGGUUAAUUCGGAGAACUCCUACAUGCAACGUUAGCAUCCUGAGACAUCAUUUCUGUGUCUCAGCGGGUUUAGAGAUGGAAGGGUCCCGCUGCGAGGCGUAGGGAUGGCCGGGGUGGGGCUGGCAGCAGUGACAUUUAGAGGCAGGGUGGGGGAGAGCGCCGAGGGCUGCGGCUGAACACAACCGAGCCGCCAGCAAAAGAACCCGAUGCCAAAUUAGGUGCGUUUAAUGCUUUGUCCCGUGUACACACCUAUUUACUCACGGGUUUAAUAUUCUAAAAACCUAGAAGCCGCUUCUAAUUUUCUUCCCAUAAGGUUACGGUAAAGAUGUCAUCUGAGCAGGACAAUUAAACCUCCGAUGAAACGUUAGCCAGGCAAGAGAGAUAGGAUUACUUCCUGCAGAAACAAGCAGCAUCACAGUACCGUCUAAGGAAGCUCUUGCUUGUAACAAUUUCAGGAUGUUGUUGCAGCAAAAUAAAUAUUUUUUAACUUGAUUCUUUAACUGCACAGAUUAAUUUCUGGAACUUCAAAAUACAACAACAGGUAUUUUGAAAUGUCUGCUACUUGUUUGUGGAUUUUGGAGCAGAAGAAAAAAAAUGAGAAACAUGCCUGAUUGUUGCAGAGAAGCCUUGGAGAUGAUUCCAUGAAACCACUAGGAUGCCUGGCUGCUUUAAAAAGACUUUAUUGGCCUUGGCUUCUCUAAUAAGUUUUGCAUCUUUUAUUUUGAUUGUUGUUGCAAUGGGGACCCCAAAGUGGAUGACUGGAAAGAUCCUUUGCAAAACAGGAGCUGAUUUGGUCAAUGCCACAGAUCCAGAGCUGAUCAAGUUCAUUGGAGAAAUUUACUACGGACUCUUUCGAGGCGGCAAAAUACGGCAGUGUGGGUUGGGUGGGCGGCGUUCCAAAUUCACCAUUUUCCCACACAUGGUGAAGAAGCUGAAUACAGGCCUGCACGUGAUGAUUAUAAUGUUCCUCUGUGUGGCCAUUUUCUUUUCUCUGGUCAGUUUUGGAUUCUGCAUUCUUAAUGCAAUCAAAGUUCCUUACCGGGCUAUUACAGGCCCAGCAGGAUUAUGCCUUUGGAACUUCCUUGCAGGUGGAUUUAUAGUACUUUCAGUCACCAGCUUUAUGGCUGCUGUGAAGCUACACCACCUCACAGAAAGAAUUGCCAAUUUCCGGGAAAAUGUCUUUCAAUUCAUUAUCUUGGAAGAAGAGUUUGAAGACUGUUUUUGGCUUUGUGUGGCAGGUGCCACAGCACAUGCAGUAAUUUUGCUGCUAGUAGCCAUUAGUGGGAUUAAUUUCCCUAAAAUUAAGACUAAAACAGAAGAAGCCAACGUUACAGCGGAAGAUAUAAUGUACUAAUAAAUCUACACAUAACUGCUUUAGUCAGGUGAACCAUCAUGAGAGAAACAGCUUCUUGGCUCUUCAGCUUUUGACUUGAAUGGAUGAUUUUGGAAUAAACAUGAGUAAAGAUAUCAGUCUACAGUACCAGCAGGAGGAACAAAAGCUACAAUUACCAUUCUCCUCAGCAGUGUCCAGUCUCUGCAGUGAAUGUAUGCUGUUCACAGGUUUUAGGCAACCCAGUUUGAGAUAUUUUGUAAAUCUCAGGUGGAAUAUGAUUUCUUUGAAACCAAGUGUCUUGACUGUCAAAAUGUGUCACCAAACUCCAAUUUGUUUCCAUACUCUGCUAGAGAAGCAUAAUUUUGCUAUUACACUGAUGAUGAGUAUUCUGGGAUGAAUUUUCCUGAUGAAAUAUUACCAUAAUAAUUCUCA